Messenger RNA from Penicillium egyptiacum, 738 nucleotides. The record is from the annotation of a GenBank genome assembly. Lineage: Eukaryota; Fungi; Ascomycota; Eurotiomycetes; Eurotiales; Aspergillaceae.
AUGUCUCUCGUCGGAAAAGUCGCUCUCAUCACCGGUGCUUCCAAAGGAAUCGGCCGAGCCACAGCAAUACGCCUCGCCAAGGAUGGAGCCAACGUGGUAGUUGGAUAUAACUCGCACCCCGAAGCAGCCAACGAGGUUGUGAAUCAGAUUGGGACGGACAAAGCGAUUGCAAUCCAAGCCGAUGCAGGAGACGUGGGCGAAAUUAGAUCUCUCGUUGAUCAAACGAUCCAUCGUUUUGGCAAGAUUGAUAUUCUUGUCCCCUGCGCGGGCAUUAUGACUUUGGCUACACUUGACGAAACGACCGAGGAGGCAUACGACAAGAUGUUCGCCCUAAAUGUCAAAGGACCUUAUUUCCUAUGCCAGAAAGCUGCUCCGCAUAUGGGCACUGGGUCGCAUAUCGUCCUCUUGUCUACAACACUAUGUGCUGCCUCGACUGUCACACCUGUUUACUUACCCUAUGUCACAACCAAGGGCGCAGUUGAGCAGAUGACUAGGGUCAUGUCUAAGGAUGUUGCCCGCAAAGGAAUUAGUGUCAAUUGUGUGGCUCCCGGUCCUACUGCCACGGACUUGUUUUUGCGGAAUCAGUCCGAGCAGACGCUGAACUUUUUGAAAAAUCUCAAUCCUAAUGGUAGGAUUGGAGAUACCGAGGAUAUUGCAGAUAGCAUUGCAUUUUUGUGUAGUAGUGAUAGCCGCUGGGUGACUGGGCAGACACUUCGAGUGAAUGGGGGAAUGGCAUAG